This is a messenger RNA of Coffea arabica (coffee), 873 nucleotides long. RefSeq names its product polyphenol oxidase, chloroplastic-like. NCBI's taxonomy places the organism in Eukaryota, Viridiplantae, Streptophyta, Magnoliopsida, Gentianales, Rubiaceae. Gene Ontology annotation, molecular function: oxidoreductase activity. The record is from RefSeq and is a predicted model, not a curated record.
AUGGCUUCUCUUACCAUGCCAACUCUCUCCUCCAACCUUGCCAAUUCCUCCUCCAUAGCACAUUUCAUCUCACUUGCAAAACCCACUCACCCAAAUCGCAAAACAGGCCCAAAACUUACAUGCAAUGCCACAAAAGGUGACCAAAACUCCAGUGAUCAUGACAUUGCCGGCUCCAAAAAUGGAGAAACUUCUUUACUGAAGCUUGAUAGAAGAAAUGUGCUACUUGGCAUUGGAGGAGGGCUCUAUGGUGCCUCCACUUUUGGUGCCAAUCCAUCAGCCUUGGCAGCACCACUAUCUCCAACAUUCACAGCCUGUCACGAUGCCACUGACCCCGACAAAAAAGAAAUCGACUGCUGUCCACCCUCGGCCACGGCCGCGGAUAUCACUGAUUUUGUUCCUACUGCUCCUUCUGUCAUCGCCACUGGACCUGCGGCGCAACUAGUCGACUCGACUUAUUUGAAAAAGUACAAGACGGCCAUAGAGAAAAUGAGGAAUCUAAGUUCGGAUGAUCCACGUAGUUUCACUGCACAAGCAAAUGUGCAUUGUGCAUAUUGUAACGGUGGAUACUAUCAAGAUGGCUAUGCAGAUUCUAAACUUCUAUUGGAUGUUCACAACUCAUGGCUCUUCUUUCCCUUUCACAGAUGGUACUUGUAUUUCGUCGAGAAGAUAUGCCAAAACAUGGUCGAUGACGAUACUUUUGCACUUCCCUUUUGGAACUGGGACAAUCCACCUGGGAUGUUUCUGCCAGCCAUUUUCAAAGACUCCUCAUCCCCACUCUAUGAUAGCUUACGCAAUCCCUCUCACCUAAAUACAGUUCUUGAUCUGUCCUACGAAGGCACUGAUUCAAAGUGUAACAGCCCCACCUUCCCCUAA